AUGGCCAACUCGCUCCGACCCACCCCGCUCUCCUUCGAUUCGGGACGUCAGUCGCCCUUCAAGCGACAGAACAGCGCGUCCCCAGCAACGGUACGAGCGACGACACCAACGCAGUCACCGACCAAGCCCAAUGGCAGCCUGUCGCCAACGAAGGUUGGCUCAUUAUCCCCCGAAAAAGCGAGCCCAUUUGUUCGACGCCCAUCGCAGAUCAGCCAGACAUCAGAGCGACCAACAAGUCCAUUCGCACGCCCAUCAAGCAGUCUGAGCAUCCCAGCAUCGCCAUCAAGGCAGAGCAGUCGGACAAGCAAUACGGAAGAAGUCGCCCCUCCGUCGCCGCGCACCACAGCAUCACCAGAAGAGGAAGAGCCCAUACGCACACCAUCUGGCGCAACACCUCGCGCUGCACCUAGCCCAUCGCCCUUCGAUGGCCCGGCUCCAGACUCGCCGUCACGCAAUGUUCCGUCUCAAGCCAAUCUUCGUCCGACUUUCCAGCGCACAGUCACGUCUUCCACAACCUCCACAGUCAAGCCGCUCAACUUUGGGAACACGAAUGCCGCGCCAGCUCCGAAGCCCGCAAGACUGCCAACUAAGUCGAAUAGCACGGCCUACAAGAACGUCCCACAUACUCUUCUCCACAGCAUGCGCGAAUCCUUCGAAGUGCUAGACCCCAACAGCACCAAUACCAUAACUUCCGCGGAAGUCAGCUCGAUGUUGGAUCAGAUGGGCAUGUCUUCCAGGCCUGCGGACCUCUGCGACUUUUUCCCGCCCAACGCACCCUCCAAUCUCAACUUGGCGCGAUAUUUGGAUAUGCUGUCCGCACCACUUGCAGAGCUCUCGCCGCCUGAUGAGCUGAAGGCGGCAUUUGAGGCAUUCGAUGUAGAUGACAGUGGGCAGAUCGACGUGACGGAGCUGAGGAGGGCUUUGUUGAAUACUGCACCCGAGCCUGGAGAGGAGGUCAUUGAUCUUAGUGAGAGGGAAGUCGAUUCGGUGAUAGGAGAGUUCGUGGGCAGAAGGGCGUUUGGGGCAAAGGGCAUGAAUGCUGCGAAAGGAAAGGGUGAGGUGUUCAGGUGGAGGGAGUUUAUGGGCGCUGUGACCGGUGGCGGGGCUGGAGAGGCGGAUGGUAGGGAGGGUGUAACGGCUGCUUGA
Saxophila tyrrhenica is the source of this 1146-nucleotide messenger RNA. RefSeq lists its product as uncharacterized. The record is from RefSeq and is a predicted model, not a curated record. Lineage: Eukaryota; Fungi; Ascomycota; Dothideomycetes; Mycosphaerellales; Extremaceae. Gene Ontology annotation, cellular component: cytoplasm; myosin II complex. Gene Ontology annotation, molecular function: myosin heavy chain binding; cytoskeletal motor regulator activity; calcium ion binding. Gene Ontology annotation, biological process: actomyosin structure organization; mitotic cytokinesis. Bases 1 to 1146 code for a protein of 381 amino acids. The transcript is spliced from 2 exons.